UCACAAUAAGCUUUCUUCUAUUUCCUUAGAUUUACUUGACAUUUGCAGAAAGUUAUGAACACCACGGCAGCUCAAUUUCCUUACCCAUGGCAGCGUUGCAAAGUUAUUCACUUGGUGAGGCAUGGACAAGCAAUGCAUAACGUAGAAGGAGACAAGGACCGUAAUGCACUGUUGUCUCCUCACCUAUUUGAUGCCCAACUCUCCCCGUUGGGAUUGCAGCAGGUUUGUAAACUUCGCAAGGAGGUUCAUGCUAGAGGGCUUUUUAAAAGGAUCGAGUUAGUGGUCACCUCCCCUUUGUACAGGACCAUGCAAACUGCUAUUGCAGUUUUUGGUAAUGAAAGCAGCGCAGAUGAAGGGAAUACUGAUAAUUUUUCUGCAAAACCCGGUGGUCCCGAUUGCCCCCAAAUCAUGGCAGUUGAGCUUUGUCGAGACCGCUUGGGGGUUCGACCUUGUGAUAUGAGGCGAAAGGUUAGCGAAUGUGAAGCUCUUUUCCCUUCUAUUGACUUUUCAAUGAUGGAUGGCGAAGAUGACAGCAUGUGGAAUCCGGACAUUCGAGAGCCUGAAGAGGAAAUUGCUGCACGGAUGGUCUUGUUUAUGAACUGGUUGUGGACAAGGCCAGAACAGGAUAUAGUGAUUGUCAGCCAUGGCAUCAUACUUCAGCAAAUAUUAAAAGUACUUGGAAAUGACUGUCAUCAAGCUGUUAGCUCUGCCUUAUGCCAACGCUUCGACAAUUGUGAACUUCGUUCGGUGGUCAUUGUCGAUAAAAGCCCAAGGGCAGUGGAUUCAAUGCUUUGCUCACCAAGAGAUGUUGCAAAGCAGCAGCAUGUGUUAAGGGAGGAAGUUUCCAACUAAUUGGACGUUACACUGUUGGGCUCUCCAAGAAUUCUUUAAUCUGUUCAUCCAAUUUCUAUUCUUUGAUCUUUCUUCAUUUGUCUUCUUAAUUUUAAAGGAAAUUUGACCAAAAAAAUGUACGCUCAAUUGUUUUAU
Gossypium raimondii (Peruvian cotton) is the source of this 987-nucleotide messenger RNA. RefSeq names its product phosphoglycerate mutase-like protein 1. Gene Ontology annotation, molecular function: phosphatase activity. NCBI's taxonomy places the organism in Eukaryota, Viridiplantae, Streptophyta, Magnoliopsida, Malvales, Malvaceae. The transcript is spliced from 9 exons. Gene Ontology annotation, cellular component: cytoplasm. The record is from RefSeq and is a predicted model, not a curated record. Bases 55 to 852 code for a protein of 265 amino acids.